Molecule: messenger RNA, 761 nt
Organism: Mustela lutreola (European mink)
Lineage: Eukaryota; Metazoa; Chordata; Mammalia; Carnivora; Mustelidae
Gene: LCN10
Product: lipocalin 10
Exons: 6
Coding region: 1-690 (229 amino acids)
Molecular function (GO): small molecule binding
Source: RefSeq, a predicted model, not a curated record
AUGGGACCCUGGAGGCUGGCGCUUGUGCUGGUCUUGGCGCUUGUGCUGGCUCUGGGGUCCCGGCCGCAGGAGCAGCGACUCAGGGAGUCCCAGAACCUCAACUGGAACAGGUUUUCAGGGUUCUGGUACAUUCUGGCUAUCGCCUCUGAGGGCCACGGAUUCUUGCCGGGCAGAGACAGGAGGAAGCUGGGGGCGUCCGUGGUGAAGGUGCACGCCACAGGCCAGCUGGAGGUGGUCCUGGCCUUCGGCCGGUCACAGGGGUGCCGGUCACACACGUUAAUUCUGCGGAAAGACAGGAAAAAGGCGAUGUUCAGGAAUACUUGUGCGUACGGUGGCCCGGGGCCCAGAGAGAAAGACCUGGUGAAGGGGGUGGAGGGCUUCCGCGUGCUGGCCACCGACUACAGCUACGGCGUGGUCUACGUGCGCCUGGGCCGGGCUGGCCGGACCUCCAGGACCCUGCUGUUCUUCAGCAGACAGAACAUGUCCAGCUUCCCGAGCAUGAGAAAAUUUGUAGACAUAUGUGAGAUUUUGGAGGUCGCCGACGGUGUGACUGUCCUCCCGAAAGACGACGCCUGUGCACACCAUCCUGCCCUGAGAGCCGGCCGUCCCCUCGCUGCUUCCCUUGGGGCUCCGCCUGCGAAACCCCCAGACGCCGGGAGCGCGGGCCAAGACGUGCUGAGACGCGUUUGAUGACCUCGGGGCCACUGAUGGGGUGAUGGCUGGGGCCGUGGCUGUAGCCCAGGAGGGAUCCUUUAGGAUCA